CAUUCCUUCUCCGUGUCUACUUGUUGGCGGCGGCUUGGCGACGUUUCAACUGAAUCGCUCUCACACACGGAAAACGGUAACCCGUUGGGGGAAAAAAAAAGAAAACGAGGAGGAGUGGAAAGAAAAAAAACACUUUCCCCGUCGUAAAACAGAUCGCAUCUCCAUGCGGGGUUUACUGCGUGGAAUAAGAGGCUCCUUCAUUCGCGACGUCAGCUUUCACCUCAAAAGCUUUCUGUAGUCGGUCGGUCACAUUAAAACCGGUGCCCCAUGAUCGUCGGGGCCGACAUGUCGGACAACGCCGGUUCCCCCAACGAGAACAGCAACAACAACAAUCUCCCUUCGUUCGGUUUCACGCAAGAACAAGUGGCAUGCGUCUGCGAAGUCCUGCAGCAAUCUGGCAACAUUGACCGCUUGGGCAGAUUCCUCUGGUCUCUGCCUGCUUGUGAACAACUGCAGAAAAACGAAAGCGUCCUGAAGGCCAAGGCCCUGGUGGCUUUCCACAGAGGGAACUUCAAAGAACUCUAUCGCAUCUUGGAGAGCCACUCUUUCACGCCGAGUUCCCAUCCCAAACUGCAAGGGCUGUGGAUGAGGGCCCACUACAUCGAAGCCGAGAGGCUGAGGGGCAGGCCUUUGGGGGCCGUUGGGAAGUACAGGAUUAGAAGGAAGUUUCCUCUGCCCAGGACUAUUUGGGACGGCGAGGAGAUGAGUUAUUGCUUCAAGGAAAAAUCGCGGAACAUUCUGCGCGAGUGGUACCACCAUAACCCGUACCCGUCGCCGCGCGAGAAACGGGAUCUGGCGGACGCGACAGGACUCACGACGACUCAAGUCAGUAACUGGUUCAAGAACCGGAGGCAGAGAGACAGAGCAGCGGAAACCAAAGACAGAGACAUCAUUGGUGGCGACCGAUGCAAGUCCAAUGGCUUGGGAAGCGGAGACUCUUCAAAUGAUGAUGCAGAUUCCAACAGUCGAAAGUCCCUAGACGAUUCUCUUUACCAGCUGGACAUAAAAGCGGAAGGCCAUCCCUCCAGGAUGGAGGACCAGCCAACCACCAGUCAUCACCAGCAACAACCAAAUUCCCAGCAACAGUUCCGCUUCGCCAAUGUUCUCGAUUCCUUACCACACCACAUAAAUCAAAGCUCAAUGAGUGAUCUAGAACUGCGAAUGGUUGCGGAUUACCAGAGUUUAUGACCAUGAAGUAUUCUUACUAAAAGAACAAAAAGACUCAUACCACCUUCAUGUAACCUCAUGCCAAAAAAUAUUUUCAUCGAGGAAGCAUGACGAACUUAUUGUUGUUCUCAUUAUUUCACCUUUAUUAGCCAAAGAUUAAUUUUCAGAAGCUGUUCAACCAUCCAGUUUCUGUUAAAUCCAUAAAUAUGGUACGAACUGUGCUUUGACUUCUUUUGGGGAUAUAACAAAGUUCCAAUGUCAUAAUUCAAUAAAUUAGUUUGAGCUCGCCCCAACAUGCGAAAUUAUACCUUGGUUUGUCAUACAAGAAGACCCAUAAAAAGUUGUCAAUGCGCAGGCAUUCCCUAUAUUUGGAUUAACCCCCCGUUUUGUACCUAGCAAUCUAAUUGUUCCUAAGUUUGAAACAAUUGAAUCAACUUGUAAAUACGUUUUGUGAGAGUGUGAUAGGAUUCAUUUACCAAUAUUUAAGAUACUUUUUUAAUUUACAGAAUUCUAGACACGGUCAGUGGUUUAGAACUGGAAUUGACUUUGGAUUUUAGAAUUAUGACUAAGAAUCUAACAUCAAUGACUCAUACCGUCUUCACGUGAUCACAUGCCAAAAAGGAUUGUUCGUGCGAGUAAUAUUUCAAGUGAAUAGAUUCGUUUUUUAUUUUUCCUUCGUAAGUCAAUAAUGAUUCAAGGUAAUUAUUGAACAAUUAAUUUUGCCAUCCAUUUUGCUAUUUGAAAAAAAUAUUUUUUCCCCUAAUUCUUAUGUACUUACUUUCAGCUCAUAGAAUUCGUUAAUGUCGUUCUGAAGUUGAUAGGCGGUACAGAAAUUUAUUGUGUAUAAAAUUUAAAGAACGAUAUCCUAUUUUUUGUAAAAUUAUACGGAAACUGAUUUUAUGCGCUUAAUAAGAAUAAUUAGCUCACCAUUUUAAUAAUAAAUAAGGGACAUUUUUAGCCAUUUAUUUUAAAAAAUCGCUAAAACUUGAUUGCCUAAUUUCUCACCAAGCAUGAAAGUAGCUAUUAAACAGUAUAAAAUAGAGAAGAGGCGUACAUUUCUCUACUUUUAAAUAUUAAAAUCACUAAUUUCUUAAUAAUAUUCUUAAUUAUUAAAUUCACACAUUUAAUUUAAAAAAUCACUAAAAUUCGAUCGCCAAAUUUCUCGCCAGGCAUUAAAGUAGCUAUUAAAAAGACUAAAAUAUAAAUAACAGCAAAUGAUAAUCAAAAUAACUAUGUAUUAAUUACCAAAGUGCGUGCUGAAGACCACAGAACUGAUUUCAUAGAGGGGAAAUCAGUUUGAGAUGUAUUAAAAUGACCUCCCAAAACCAUUAUGUAGCCUAAUAUCACUGUAUUCAGAAAAGAUGUAUUCAGAUUUAAAGCACAAAUAUUCCAAGAUUUAAUGAAUUAUUUCUCAUUACGUCAAAGCUCACGACAGAGAGAUUUGCCCUGAUGAGGUUUGCUAAACUGAUUGCACAUUUUUGUCGUGUAUAUUACGCAUAGGAUAAUGUGUGAUUAUUUCGUUUUAUAUCAACUGAAAAAAAGUUCUCCCAUUGGAGUCCUACUUAUACAGGGCACGCCAUCUGUUUAGCUGUUUAAGUGCCAACUAUUUUGUCUAAAGAUAUAUGUCAAUAUCAAUCUCGAUAUUUUUUGUGAUAUGAAAUUGUUACAGGUUAAAGACCUUUGUUGUUUGUAUCAUAUUGCUUUUAUGUGAUACCUUUUCCUCAUCUGAUUGUAUAGAUAUUACAUAAAAUGUUUGACAAUGUGAAAAGAGAAAUAAAUGUUCAUUUUUCUUC
This is a messenger RNA of Uloborus diversus, 2960 nucleotides long. RefSeq names its product homeobox protein SIX1-like. Lineage: Eukaryota; Metazoa; Arthropoda; Arachnida; Araneae; Uloboridae. The record is from RefSeq and is a predicted model, not a curated record. Gene Ontology annotation, cellular component: transcription regulator complex; nucleus. Gene Ontology annotation, molecular function: DNA-binding transcription factor activity, RNA polymerase II-specific; RNA polymerase II cis-regulatory region sequence-specific DNA binding. Bases 268 to 1188 code for a protein of 306 amino acids. The transcript has 2 exons. Gene Ontology annotation, biological process: regulation of transcription by RNA polymerase II.